AUUGGCCGCUGGACUCGCACAUGUCCUGUGUUUGAUAUAUUCAACAACAGGGUUGUAAUGUUCAAGGAUUCUUGGCGCAUGUCAUUAAAGGAUGUUCUACCGGAAGGUGAGACUCACAAAUUAUUGAAGUCGCACAAUGUUCGUAAUGUCACAUCAUGCAUCGCAUUUAAUGAUGUGAUCCACACUACUCCUGAGCAAAACACCCAGGACUGUCAAGCUGUCACUCCCCACAUUCUUCACCGCCUGGUUCUCGAUCUUGUAGGCGAGCAAUUGACUGAUUUUGAGAGUUCUCGUGAACUCGUCCAGUCUGUUCGUGACGCAUUACUUGCCCACCAGGAUGCAUCUAAAAAUGCAAAAAUAUUACAUCAAGAUCUCAGCGUCAGAAAUAUCGUUAUCUACCGAGGGAGGGGCUUUCUCAUCUAUUGGGACUUAGCAAAGGUCCUUGACAAACCACCUGCACGGUAUGGAACCUGGCAGUUCAUGUCUGCUCACCUCAUUAAAAAUAAUUUUGCUGUCCAUGCUGUCGAGGAUGACCUCGAAUCUGGUCUGUACGUCGUUCUGUGGACAGCCUUGAAGUACAGGGAGAGCUACAUGAGCGUCAUUGACCGGAUGCAAUUCAUUUUGCAGAUCUUUGACGCUGAU
Messenger RNA from Suillus fuscotomentosus, 642 nucleotides. RefSeq lists its product as uncharacterized. The annotation marks the transcript as partial. The record is from RefSeq and is a predicted model, not a curated record. Gene Ontology annotation, molecular function: protein kinase activity. The transcript has 5 exons. Lineage: Eukaryota; Fungi; Basidiomycota; Agaricomycetes; Boletales; Suillaceae. Gene Ontology annotation, biological process: protein phosphorylation.